Molecule: messenger RNA, 564 nt
Organism: Ctenocephalides felis (cat flea)
Lineage: Eukaryota; Metazoa; Arthropoda; Insecta; Siphonaptera; Pulicidae
Gene: kud
Product: transmembrane protein 258
Exons: 3
Coding region: 124-366 (80 amino acids)
Biological process (GO): protein N-linked glycosylation
Cellular component (GO): membrane-bounded organelle
Source: RefSeq, a predicted model, not a curated record
GUCAAAUACGUGUCUUCUUAUUGACUGAUUAUUAUAAAAAGGUGUAUUGUAAUAUAUGUUUUUCUAGUGGAAUAAAAGUGAUAAUAUUCAAUUAUAGUGAUAUUAUUAAAGAAUUUAAAUAAUAUGUUAAACAUGGAAUCUAUGACAAGAUACGUAUCGCCUGUCAACCCAGCCGUCUUCCCACACUUAGCAAUAGUCCUAUUAGGAAUAGGAGUCUUUUUUACUGCCUGGUUUUUCGUAUACGAAGUGACCAGCACAAAAAAUACCAGAUACAUUUUCAAAGAGUUACUUGUAUCUUUAGUGGCUGCAAUCUUUUCUGGUUUUGGAACAUUAUUCCUAUUACUAUGUGUGGGCAUUUACGUAUAGCACUGAGCUCUCUACAUGAAUCAUUCCCUUACUAAGUACUUCUCUCAAAAGUUGCAAUAAAAUCACAUCAUUUCUUAUAUGGUACACAAGGCAAUAUAUGCAAGUGAUGACAAAACUAACAAGCGAGACCAGCUUUCUGCCUGCAUUUCUGCAUCAAUGCUCUAAGCAUGAACUGGCGUCGUGAUAGAGCUCGAACAU